UCCGGCGGCAGCGGAAGACGGGGCUGCGGCGUUGCAAUGAACAGUGGCGGCGGCCUCCCGCCCCCCUCGGCCGCCGCCUCCUCUUCCUCCUCCUCGCUGGCGGCGGCAGUGGCGGUGGUGGCCCCGCCGGGGGUCGGGGGUGUCCCCGGCGGGGCGACGGCGGGAGUGAAGCUGAAGUACUGCCGCUACUACGCUAAGGAUAAGACUUGCUUCUACGGGGAGGAGUGUCAGUUCCUGCAUGAGGACCCAGCCGCCGGGGCUGCCCCGGGCCUCGGCCUCCAUAGCAACAGCGUCCCCCUGGCGUUGGCGGGCGCGCCCGGCGCCGGCUUUCCGCCCGGAGCGGUCCCGGGCGGAGGAGCGGGGCCGCCCCCGCCGCCGGGGCCCAAGAAGCCGGACCUGGGGGCACCCGGAGCCGCAGGCGGCGGAGGCGGCAGCGGCGGGGGACUCGAUGGAGCGCGGCUGGCAAUUCCUGGAAUAGAUGGAGGUGCUUUAACUGAUACUAGUCUCACAGAUUCCUAUUUCAGCACCAGCUUUAUUGGAGUCAAUGGAUUUGGAAGCCCUGUAGAAACAAAAUAUCCUUUGAUGCAGAGAAUGACUAAUAGUAGCAGCUCCCCAAGCCUUCUAAAUGACAGUGCCAAGCCAUAUGCAGGCCAUGAUGCUCUAACUUCACCUGCUUCAUCCUUGUUUAAUGACUUUGGUGCCCUCAACAUCUCUCAGAGAAGAAAGCCAAGAAAGUAUCGCCUGGAGGAGAGGCUAGUUCCGAUGGGAUCAAAGGCACGAAAAGCAAAGAACCCUAUUGGCUGCCUUGCUGACAGGUGUAAAUCAGGAGUACCCAUCAAUAUGGUUUGGUGGAACAGAGUCACAGAAAACAAUUUACAGACACCAAAUCCAACUGCAAGCGAGUUUAUUCCUAAAGGAGGAUCAACCUCCAGGCUGAGUAACGUGUCCCAGUCAAAUAUGUCUGCCUUCUCUCAAGUGUUCUCUCACCCAUCUAUGGGAAGCCCUGCUACUGCUGGAUUAGCACCAGGUCUGUCGUUGUCUGCUGGAUCUUCUCCUUUGCAUUCCCCCAAGAUUACUCCACAUACGUCUCCUGCUCCCAGAAGAAGAAGUCACACUCCAAAUCCAGCCAGUUACAUGGUGCCUUCUAGUGCCUCUACACCUGUUAAUAACCCUGUUUCUCAGACUCCAUCUUCCGGUCAGGUGAUCCAAAAGGAAACUGUAGGUGGAACGACUUACUUCUAUACGGACACAACUCCAGCACCUGUGACUGGAAUGGUAUUUCCAAACUAUCAUAUUUAUCCUCCAACUGCACCUCACGUUGCUUAUAUGCAACCAAAAGCAAAUGCACCUUCCUUCUUCAUGGCUGAUGAACUCCGACAGGAGCUGAUCAACAGACAUUUAAUAACAAUGGCACAAAUUGAUCAAGCAGAUAUGCCAGCCGUCCCUACAGAAGUUGACAGCUACCAUAGCCUAUUCCCUCUAGAACCACUGCCACCACCCAACCGGAUACAGAAAUCGAGUAAUUUUGGGUACAUUACAUCUUGCUACAAAGCUGUAAAUAGUAAAGAUGACCUGCCAUAUUGCCUUCGGAGGAUACAUGGUUUUCGUCUUGUUAACACAAAGUGCAUGGUAUUGGUUGAUAUGUGGAAAAAAAUUCAGCACUCAAAUAUUGUAACCUUGCGGGAAGUAUUUACCACUAAAGCAUUUGCAGAACCUUCUCUUGUGUUUGCAUACGAUUUCCAUGCUGGGGGAGAAACUAUGAUGAGCAGACACUUUAAUGACCCUAAUGCUGAUGCCUAUUUUACAAAGAGAAAGUGGGGUCAACAUGAUGGACCAUUGCCCAGACAGCAUGCUGGAUUAUUGCCAGAAUCUCUUAUUUGGGCGUAUAUCGUCCAGCUAAGUUCCGCAUUGCGUACCAUUCAUACAGCAGGUUUGGCAUGUCGAGUUAUGGACCCAACAAAGAUUCUGAUAACUGGCAAAACGAGGUUGCGAGUAAAUUGUGUUGGAGUUUUUGAUGUUUUAACAUUUGAUAACAGUCAGAAUAAUAAUCCAUUGGCAUUAAUGGCUCAAUACCAGCAAGCAGAUCUGAUAUCAUUAGGAAAAGUUGUCUUGGCUUUGGCUUGCAACUCUUUGGCAGGAAUUCAACGAGAGAAUUUACAGAAAGCCAUGGAACUGGUGACAAUCAACUACUCCUCUGAUCUGAAGAAUCUGAUUUUGUAUUUGUUGACUGACCAAAACAGGAUGCGGAGUGUAAAUGAUAUUAUGCCCAUGAUCGGUGCUCGAUUUUAUACUCAGUUGGAUGCUGCUCAAAUGAGAAAUGAUGUCAUAGAGGAAGACCUUGCAAAGGAGGUUCAAAAUGGAAGACUGUUUAGGCUUCUAGCAAAAUUGGGAACAAUCAAUGAGAGGCCGGACCAAAAGAUUCAGUUAGGAUUUUCCCUAAUACUUCUUCCAGAUGAAGAGAACAUGACCGUAUGUGUUGGACCGUAUUUUGAAAACUCUUUCAGCUGUUUCUUCUGGUUUCAGAAGGAUCCUACCUGGUCAGAGACUGGAGACCGUUAUCUGUUGAAACUCUUUAGGGAUCAUCUCUUCCAUCAGGUGACAGAAGCGGGUGCUCCCUGGAUUGACCUCAGUCAUAUCAUUUCUUGUCUUAACAAGAUGCUGGUGUGCCAGAGAAAAUAAGCCUCAUUUCCAGAGACGAGAAGAGUGUACUUGUGGUGACUUACAGUGACUUAAAGCGCUGCUUUGAAAAUACUUUUCAAGAACUAAUAGCAGCUGCAAACGGUCAGUUGUAGUAUUUGCUUAAAAAAAAAAAAAAAAUACCCGGAGGACAUUGCUGAGGAACUUAACCAACAGCAAAUUGCACUACAGCUGAACUGUUUCAUCAUCUCACUUCACAUUUGGGAAACAAACAGGAGAUGAGCAGAGCUGCUUGCACUUCAGUCAGGUACACUGUUACCUUAGAGCUAUGGCUGCCGUUGGAGGCUAUAUCUGUGAAGAAUUUAUUUUAGAUUAAGGAACACCAUCAGGUGAAUGAUGUUCCUGCUUUUUUUUCCCCCUCCACUUGUAUAUGCACUAAUUUUAAUUUUUUAAAGACUUUUUUUCAGUCUUUGAACUUUUGCCACAAUGUAGACUUAUUAAGGGAAACUAUUUACGAAAACAUUUUUGGGAAACAAUGCUGGGCAGCAUUUGUGUCGCUGAGGGUUGCAGAAUUUGCUCUUUUGGGGAUGGGUUGCCCUGAAUAACAUAAUGGACCAGGUAAAAAUGUCAUAGAAAUACAGUAUAGUGCAGAAUUCUUGUAAGCGUAUCGUAUGCAAGCUCUGUAUGCCACCUGCUGUUAGUUCAAAUUGAGAUUUUUGUUUUGUUUUGUCUGAAGAACACACAAAGAGAAGUAUCAGUGAAUUGUUGGAUACGAAUUCCCCUAUCAGUUGAUUUAAGUCCUUCCUGAGCAAGGAUUGGAUGAACAAUAACUGAAGGAGCGUAAACAGCUCUUUGCUCCAAAUUCAGCUGAGCCUUUAAGGGGGAAAAAAAAAAAGGUAUGUUUCCCUGCUAGUCAGAUGCAUUUACAUUUAUGCAGUUUUUUUAAAUACAGAAAAAAAUUAAGAAAUUGUGUUAAAGGCCUGAAGUUCAGGAAUGUGUUACUUUAGGUUAUUAACAGUUUGUUUUUUUUUGUAUAAAGUUCUGUUCUUUGAACCACAGCUUUAUUAUGGUACUUACACUGGAUACAGAUACAAAGACACUGUUAAGAAGAUUAACUAAACACAGCAGUGGUCUGGCAUCAAGAGCUUUCUGAAGUUUUACAGCCUGAAUCUGGAGGGAUACCGAUCUGCUGUGCCUUUGCAGUCACUGCUUAGCCCAAAGUAAUAGUACUUUUGAUAAUAACACACUAUGUGGGAUAUUCCCAAAUAAGUCAAUCUCAAAAUUUUGGAAUUUCCUCCUCUUAACUUUCUUAAUAUUUGGACAUGCAGUUGUCGCCAAACUUGGAAUUUAUAGUUAAUGAAAUACCUAACUUUGAUACUGAAGGCUGCCAAAUACAUAGGAAUUUUCUUUCUUAAAAAACAGCAAUGAAGACUGUCUACCCUUCCCCAGCACUGGAUGUUUUACUAGCACUGGGUGCUCACCAUGCAACUAUGAAGAAAAUGUGGAGACUCGAAAGGUCAGGACAGAUUUCCAGGCACUUGGAACUGAUGCUACUGUCUUCAAUUUUAAUAAUUACACAUAUUUGUAGUUUUCAGAGUUUUUAAUAUUUCUCCACUUUUUAUAAGCUUUAAAAUGAUUUUCUCUGCCUUGAGAUUUGCAUCAAGAAAAAGCACCUCUCUUCACCUGAAAGCUUUGAAGACUAGAGACACGCGUUACACAUUUUACGAAGCGUGGUUGGGUCCACGUUUGGUAGCAUCAGUUGUUGAGUUAAAAAGAAGAUCAAUUAUUGCAUUUGAUAUUGAUGGAUUAGAAAGAACAUGAUGUUCAGUACUCAAAGGAUAAUUCACAUUUGCCACCAUAAUGUUCUUUUUUUAUGUAAAAGGAACAAGAACUUGGAGACAUUAACAUGCAAAAGUCUUUUAUCAUUAUUAGCUCAUGUAUUUGAGGAAGAGCAGCUGUCUUUUUAUAUGUUUUUUGACAAAUCAUAUUGUAAUUCUUUUGUACAAAAAAGAACUACUUGUAUUCUAGAAGAAAUAUGAAAUGCUUAAUUUAUAAGCGGGCUGGAGAUUUUUUCCAAUAUUGUUUUCUUUGAAAAUGAAAGGGGAUCAUCUAUUUUAGUUUUAGGGUUUGGGAACUUUUUGAAAAUUUAAUUUGUGGACCAAUGUUCUGUGAAAGGUAAGGAAGGGCAGGGGUCAAAUAGGGCUUGAAUUUUUCCUUCUGAAUAGACCAGCAAACUUUCCUCUGCAAGGCAAGUUCAAAUCACAAACCCAAGAAUGUUUGUAUCAUGAGUGCUAGUUUGCUUCAGCCCCUAGUAACCUCAGGACUUGGUUGACUAUAAAAGGUGGACAGCUGAUAGGUUUUCAUGAGUAAAUAUUGUCAGCCGGAAAAAACAGUUGGUGUCAGGUAAUUCAUAUUUUUUUAGCUUUGUUUUAUAUUUAUUUUUCAUUUCGUUUUUAUUGGGAAUGGUUUUCAAAAAGAACUCCGUUUUGCUUAGGUGUUUUUGGGGGAGCCCUCUUUUUUUUCCAAGGUAUAAUUGCAUUUAAGAGGUUGUCUAAAAGCUAGUCUGUUGAAUUCAUAGGAAGAUUUGAAUAUCUGAGAACAGUCAAAUUAAGGAUAUAAACUCCCUAUACCUUCCUGUUAUCACAGAUUAAAGAACAGAAAGGACAACCCUUGAAAUCAUGUAACGUUGGUCAUUUCAAUUUUUUGUACCUAUUUUAAAUUCUGUUAGUGUAUUUACUUCAUUGUAAAUAUUUCUGAGGGUACCUUUGUAUUUUGCUUUUGACCUUGGUUCUGUGAUUUGGAUGUCAGCAACUUCCCUAAAAAGCACCAGUAUGUUCACUUCUAAUGUCGUGGUCCCAAUAUGUGUUAUUCAUCUUUAAUCCUCUUUUCAGUCUUUACAUGUACAGCAUUAUUUUUAAUAAAGAAUUACAGAAAUAAACUUGUCUUUUUUGUACUAAUUCAUAUAACAAGAUUAUGUUUGUCUUAUGAUUCGAAUUUAGAAGGUUAUAUAUUUCCUACAUAGUUUGGAAGAAUUUUCAGUCUUUGGACGAAGUGGUGACAGAUUUACCCUUUAAUUUAACAAAUAUUUGUUAAAUGCCUGCUCUAUCCUUGGCUCUACCUGCUCUAGGCACUAAGAAUACAGAUAUGAGGACUUGUUAUUUAUAAAAUCUAUAGUUACACCCAAGCAUUUCUGUAUAGUACAUGGCUUACAGUAUAGUUUAGGAGAGAAGGCCUACUUACCUGAGAGGACAGGAAAUGAUACAUGAGAGUAGUUCACGAAGUAUUGGUACAAACUCAUAGAAACCUUUAUUAAACAAAAAUAUCAAAAUGUGAAACUAUUGUUUCUCGACAUAUCUUCCAUCUAGGUCUAUACGCUUCUGAAGGCGAUGUUUUCAUCUCUCUAACCCUUCCCCAUAGAAUUCUGUGCUCUUUGUGUUACACCACGUCAAAAUAACAGUUUUGACAUCCUCUGGCGACUCAAAUUGUGUUCCUUGUAAAUGUUCUUUGAGUUCUGGGAACAAAAAGAAGUCUGAAGGGGCAAGAUCAGGGCUGUAGGGUGGAUGGGGUAAGAUUUCCCAAUGAUAUUCUCAUAGGACAGCCCUUACUACCCUCAAAGAAUGAGCAGGUGCCUUGUCAUGAUGGAAAAAAAAUUCCUUGGCGCAACUUUUCUGGCCUUUUUCUCACCAAUGCAGUCUUCAGUUUUCUUAAAACUUCUUUGUAAUAAGCCCCUGUGGUCGUCCUAUGUCCUUCAAGAAAAUCUAUCAACGUUACCCCUUUGUAAUCCAAAAAAACAGUCACCAUAACCUUCUGAGGAGUCUUCCCUCUCUUGGCUCAUCUUUGAGGCCUUCCCGACCUUCCUUAAAAUGCUUGAUCCAUCUAAAACCUGUUGUUUAUGUGGGGCAGCGUUCUCAUAAGCUUGUUGCAAAGCUUCAGUGAUUUUGGGAAGAUGUCCGUUUGAAUUUUGUUAAAAAUUUGAUAUUAGCCCUGACCUCAAAAUCGUUGUUUUCUGUGGCACAAAAAGUAUCCCUUUUUCGGAAGGUACCCUAACAAGGCUAAGACAAAUGUAUUACUGAGAGAACUUGCCUGCAGCCACCCACUGAUGACAGACAUGUUUAAACACAUAUUUGUUAGGAAUAAACGCAUGCAUGUAUUAACUGGGACCCUAGUAGGAAUACUUUUUGACUUACCCUUGUAUUUGGGCUCCGAUUCACUACUUUGUUAUUUUACCAUGUAGGUGAAGGACACUCCCCCCCGAAUCCUCCAGAAACAUAAUUCAGGAUAUAAGGAUAGAUAAAGAGAAGAUGGCAAAAUGUUACCAUUUGUUGAAUCUAGAUAGUAUUGUGGGUUGUUUUGCUUGUUUUGUUCCCCUAUAUGUUUGAAAUUUUUCAUAAUAAAACGUUGGAAAAAAAAUACACCGAGGAGAAAGUGGUAAGGGGCCAAAGGCAUAGGUGAGAGGUGACUAAAGAGGAAGGAGGGAGUAUUUCCAGCUAAAAGAACUGGUGAGUGUUUUUAGGAAUUCAGAGAACAAAGAGUAGUAGUACAGAAGGAUAAGAAUUUUGGGGGGGAGAAACAAUUUUGAACAACAGCAAAAACAUGGAUUAGGCUUGGAAUUAGUGACCAUUGUAGACUCAUGGGAAAGAUGGGAGACUAGUAGGUCUAGAGUGGAGGGUAUGUUCAGAGGAUCUGUUAGGUUUAAAUUUCUUAGGAGAAAAUGUUAAAAAUAUUGUUAAAACUAAACCAAUAUUAUAUCUGAUAACGCUCUAGUAAAUGGAGAGAGAGUGCUUUAUUUUUAUCUCCUGUGCUCUGAAUGGUCUGGAAGUCCCAGACAAGGCACCCCCAAUUACUUCAGGGGUUACUUUUCCGGAGCCAAACACAAAGGGUACUACUUAGGGUAAAAGUAGGUCCUUUACCCCACACAUACUUAAAAAAUACAGGUAUAUAUAUCUGUUGUUUAUCUGAAAUUCUGAUUUAACUGGAUGUUCUGUAUUUUUAUUUGGUAAAUCUGUUUGGCAACCCUCCCCACAUAUUUUAACUGUGCUUUGUAUAGCAAGACCAGAAAAGACUCACCUGGGAGGCUGAUACCAAGUAGCCUCAGGAGUUGUGAUUUAGCCUCAUGCAGGACUGACCGAUAAAAGCCCAGAACCCUGCAGCCCAGAGCUUCCUGUUCUUCGAAGGGAGGGUGAAACGCCCUCUCUGAGUCAAGGCAGCUCUGCGUUGGGAACCUUCCCAGGCCUCACCUGUGCGUGUCUUCCUUAUGGUGAUCCUGAUUUAUAUCCUUUUGCUAUAGUAAAACCAGUAGUUGUAAGUAUAAUAUUUUCUGUGAAUACUGUGAAUCGUUCCAGUGACUUAACAAACCCAAGGACAGUGUCCUGUUUAACUUGUAAGGUCUGACCUAGCCCCAAGUGUUGUGUGAGUGGCGGAUGUCAGAAAUGACAAGAAGUGGGAAAACAGGGAUAUGAUUGAUCUCUGCCUUCUGAGAGCUUUAUGCUGAUUCUCAUCCAUGAAGCUGUCAUCAUAGUAUGAAUAUGCCCCAAGUGUUGCAUGGGACAUACAUUAAAGAAUUAUUCAUCUGAAAUUCAAAUUUAACUGGCCAUGCUGUGUCUUAACUUGCAUCUCUAGAUGUGGGUAGAGUAGUGGUGGUGGUACAAUUUCAGAUGGGGUGUUCCAGGCCUCACUAAGAAGAUGAUGUUUUUGAGCAAGGACUUGUUGGAAUCGACUCAAUGGCCACGGGUUUGGUUUUUUUUUUUUUGAAGGAAGUGACGCUCCACCCAUGUGAAUAUUGGAGAGAAUAUUCCAGUAGGGAGUAGUCUGGGUAGAGAAUGUGGAUAGAGCAGUUUCAGUGAGUGUCAGAGUGAAAGCUGGAUUUGGGUGACUGGGAGGAGAGGAACUGGAGACAAAGCAUAUAAGCAACUCAUCCAAGAAUUUUGCUGUAAAGGGGAAUAGAGAAAUGGGUGGUAGCUGGAGGGGAAUUAGAGGUGAGAGGUUUUUUUUGGUUUGUUUUUUUCCAUAAGAUGGGAGAAAUAACAGCAUGUUGGUAUGAUCCAGUGGAAAAGAAAACUUGUUGGUAGUGAGGGGGUGGUAAAUUGCUGGAGCAAUGUCCUUGAGUAAGCAAGAGGAUGGGAUGGAGUGUACCAGUAUAAACAGGUUGGCCGUCCCCAGGAGGGAAAGCUGGGUAUAGGAGUGCAGAUGCUAAUAGGUGGGUAGAUGUGAUGGGAUUUGGGAGAUGUUCUGUCUCGAUUACUUCAAUUUUCCCAUUGAAGUGAAGGGUAUCCUAAUAGUACCUAUCAGAGGAUUGUUUUGGAAAAAAAAUGAGUUUAUUCUUCUGAAGCACUUGGAAUACUUGCUGGCACAUAUUAAGCACUCAGAUGUUACCAGUUAUUACCUAUCACUGUUUCCCCAAUACCAAUCUAUGGAACAGCAUUUGUGCACUAAUGUUUUUUUCUGGUACAAAUUAAAAAAAAAAAGACAAUAUAUGUU
Molecule: messenger RNA, 9114 nt
Organism: Trichechus manatus latirostris (Florida manatee)
Lineage: Eukaryota; Metazoa; Chordata; Mammalia; Sirenia; Trichechidae
Gene: PAN3
Product: poly(A) specific ribonuclease subunit PAN3
Exons: 20
Coding region: 37-2679 (880 amino acids)
Biological process (GO): mRNA processing; protein phosphorylation; nuclear-transcribed mRNA poly(A) tail shortening
Cellular component (GO): P-body; PAN complex
Molecular function (GO): poly(A) binding; metal ion binding; protein kinase activity
Source: RefSeq, a predicted model, not a curated record